Messenger RNA from Daphnia pulicaria, 577 nucleotides. RefSeq names its product ATP-dependent RNA helicase glh-2-like. Lineage: Eukaryota; Metazoa; Arthropoda; Branchiopoda; Diplostraca; Daphniidae. The record is from RefSeq and is a predicted model, not a curated record. The transcript is spliced from 5 exons. Bases 128 to 442 code for a protein of 104 amino acids.
AAGAAGGCAGAAGUUGCCUAUUUAAAGUCGACUAGUACAGGCACGUAAGCGCGCAGUUCUAUCACCAACUUCUCAAGUUAAAGACCUUCCAGAAUUUGCGGUCAAAACUUUGCAAUACUCAACAGCCAUGAACACUAAGAUAAUGAUGAUGCUUGUCUUGGUUUCGAUUUUGGUUGGAUCUUCCUUUAGCGCACCUCAGUUUUUUGGUCGUCCCGGAGGAUUUAGACAACCGGGAUUCGGAAGACCUGGUUUUGGGGGAGGCAAUGCUGCAGGAUUCGGAAACGGAUUUGUUCAAAAUAACCAAGCAGUCGGAACAGGAACCGGAAUUGCAAACGCAGGGCCAGGUGGAUUUGGUAUCGGUCUCGGAGUAGGUGCUGGUGUAGCAAGUCCGAUCGGUAAUUUUGCUUUCGGAAACGGACAGAGUAUUUCAGCUGGGAAAUAAACGCAGGAAGAAAAUUUAGCAUUGAUAUUAGCCAUAGUAACUGAUUGUUUAAGCAAUUUUAAUCAUCAUUCCCUAGGUUCACGUUUUGUUCAUUUCUCAAUUCCUGUAUUAUGUGUAAUAUACUGUUGUCGAAUA